Messenger RNA from Galeopterus variegatus (Sunda flying lemur), 456 nucleotides. RefSeq lists its product as uncharacterized. The coding region runs from base 1 to 456 and encodes 151 amino acids. NCBI's taxonomy places the organism in Eukaryota, Metazoa, Chordata, Mammalia, Dermoptera, Cynocephalidae. The transcript has 4 exons. The record is from RefSeq and is a predicted model, not a curated record.
AUGCUGGUGGCCAUGGAGACAGGCCAGGGAGCUGGCCUGAGCACUCCUGCCCACAAGGAAGGGGACCUGCAGGCACUGUUGCAGGAACUCUGCCACCUGCAGGCUAAGAACAAGAAGCUGAAGAGAGAGGUUGAGAAACACAAGCUUUUUGAAGACUACCUGAUUAAGGUCCUUGAGAAAAUCCUGAAAGAGUGGGGACCUGCUAAGGCUGACGCCACAGUGGUGGAGAGGGCACAGGUGCCUGGUCCCAACCCCAGCGCCACCGUCGCUAAACGUGUGGCCUCUGGCAAGUUCUCAAGGCUACAAAGAACGGGAGGAGCUGGAGGAGGCCCUUGUGGAGGCCAGGACGUCCAGAAGCAUCUGGCGGCCUUCUCCCAGAUGAACCUGGCCGUCCUCCAGAGCCUGGAGUCUCUAGAGGAGAGCCAUAGGGCUCUUGUGCCAGUAACAGUUGCCUGA